Molecule: messenger RNA, 1599 nt
Organism: Lasiodiplodia theobromae
Lineage: Eukaryota; Fungi; Ascomycota; Dothideomycetes; Botryosphaeriales; Botryosphaeriaceae
Product: MFS transporter
Exons: 6
Coding region: 1-1599 (532 amino acids)
Biological process (GO): transmembrane transport
Molecular function (GO): transmembrane transporter activity
Source: RefSeq, a predicted model, not a curated record
AUGUUGUCACUGAGCCCCAAAUCUCCCGACGGAUGGCCACCUGGCACACUGAACUUGGAAGACUUGUCGAACCAGGGUCUGUCCAAGAACUUGCAUCCUGUUCCAUCCAAUGAUCCCGAUGAGCCACUGAACUGGUCGAAGGCUCGGAAAUGCGUAAACUUCAGCAUCGUGCUCUUCUACUCCCUGAUGGCAUUUGUCCUUCUUGAUAUCGGAACCGUUAUUUGGGGCGACCUCAAUGCCGAACUCGGUAUCUCCUACACGAACCUGAAUAACAGCUUUGCCGCCAACUGCGCUGGUCUCGCAGUGGGCUGCAUAUUUCUUAUCCCGUAUACCGUCAAGUACGGUCGUCGGCCCAUCUAUAUCUUCAGCUGCAGCCUCAUGCUUGCGACGGCCAUCUGGCAAGCAAAGAUGCAGACUGUGACGGACCUCAUUCUGGCAAACGUCCUAUCCGGUAUUGGAGGAGCUGUGAGCGAAGCCAUUGUGCAGAUGACGAUCUCCGACCUCUUUUUCGUGCACCAACGUGCCACCAUGAAUGGAUUAUACAUCCUGAUGGUCGCCGCUGGUACUUUCUUGGCCCCCGUUGCGGCUGGCGUUGCCGCAGUCAAUCAAGGGUGGCGGUGGAUAUGGUGGUGGACGGCCAUCCUUCUCGGUGUCAGCUUGGUCCUCUUCACCUUCGCAUACGAAGAAAGCAAGUAUGUUCCAGUGUUGACGUCCGCGCCCGUUGAGUCCCAAGCAGACACAGAGUCUAUACCCGAGCAAGGAGCUACCAAGAAAGAUGCGGACUUCAGCGAACAGCAAGUCGACCGUGAGCAACCAACGGACCUGGAAGGCUGGAACUAUCCUCGAAAAAGCCUGCGCCAACGCUUCGCCCUUGUCACGCGCACGCCCGGAGAUGGCAUCAGCGUUCGGUGGCUCCUGGUACGAUUUGCUCUCUGCCUCUUCAGGUUUCCGGCCGCGGCAUGGACAGCAUUGGUCUACGCGUCGUCGCUGGCGUGGUUCUCGGUCAUCCUGACGACCAUGUCCACGUACUUCACCAUGCCGCCGUACAAUUUCGACGCUGCCCAGAUCGGUCUGCUCAACUUGCCGCCCUUCAUCGGCUCGGCCAUCGGGCUGGUUUUCAGCGGACCGAUGAACGACUGGCUGAUUCUGAAGCUGGCGAAGCGGAAUGGUGGGGUAUUUGAGCCGGAGAUGCGGUUGUGGAUCGCGCUGCCUAGUAUUGUGCUGACGCCGCUUGCUCUCUUCUUGUAUGGCUUUAGCUUGGUGGAUGGUCGACAUUGGAUUAUUCCGUGCAUUGGGACUGCAGCGUUUGGCGUCUCUUUCUCUUUGUUGGGGACGGUAUCACUGACGUAUCUCACGGAUUGCUAUCGAGAGUUGGUUGGAGAUGCGCUCGUCGGCGUCACAUUCAUGCGGAAUGCUUUGGCAACCAUCAUCGUCUUCGCUCUGACUCCCUGGAUUGAAGCUAUUGGACUUCGGAAUAUGUUCCUGAACGUUGGGUGCCUUUCCUUUGGUAUUUGCCUCACGACGAUUCCGAUGAUGGUUUAUGGGAAGAAGAUGAGAUCACUUACGAAGGAAAAAUACUUCCGGAUGGCAAGGCAAUAG